Molecule: messenger RNA, 1285 nt
Organism: Apis cerana (Asiatic honeybee)
Lineage: Eukaryota; Metazoa; Arthropoda; Insecta; Hymenoptera; Apidae
Product: leucine-rich repeat-containing protein 15
Cellular component (GO): plasma membrane
Molecular function (GO): protein binding
Source: RefSeq, a predicted model, not a curated record
CGAGAUAAUAGUGGCAUGGGUCGUGGCGCCCCCCUCGCCAAAUCUCGAUGCAACUCUGUGCAGUCCAACAAAGGAUUAUAUAAACUCGUCGAAGAGAGGCGUUCAGCAAGAAACAGCCGGUUGGCGCGUGAAAAAACUCGGCCGAUCGAGAUGAUCGAAACUCCUUCCAUCCUCCCGUUCGUUCUUGUGCUCCUGUUGACGGUCGUCCAAUGCCAGGAACAAUCCCAGUGCAAGCAGAUAACCGGUUACAAGGUGUGCGAGAGGAAAGGCACGCUGGUGGACGUCACUCAACAGGAAUUCGAGGAGAGGCUGGAGAUCCACGACAUGAAUCUGCUCUCCAUCAGGGAGGGGGCGUUCAAAAAUCUGUCCACGACCAAACUCAGCCUCGGUUUGGGUAACAAGAUAUCCGUGGUGAGGAGGGAAUCGUUCAAGGGUUUGGAUAAAUUGGUACGAUUGGACCUGGACAGCAACGUUGUACAACUCUCGCCCAAUUUGUUCUCCGAAUUGAAACAAUUGAAUUCGUUGUCUCUCAUCUUCAACAAGAUCAACGACAUACCGAAAGACACGUUCGCGGAUCUAUCAAACUUGAUGUGGCUCUAUCUGGGCCACAACGACAUCCGGUCGAUAAAUAAAAAUUCCUUCUCGGGAUUGUCCUCGUCGCUGCUGUUCCUCUGGUUGAACGACAAUAAGAUUUCCAGCGUGGAGAGUGGUACGUUUGGUCAGAUGCCAGAGUUGACCCGCCUUCAUCUGGAGAACAAUAAGUUGACGUCAAUCCAGCAAGGUGUAUUGAAGGGUUUGCACAAGUUGGACGGCUUGUUUUUGGAGUACAAUCAGUUGGGCGGGGUGUCGAAGACAGAUUUCAAAGGAUUGAUCGGUCUCAGGAUCUUGAAUCUGCAUCACAAUCAGAUAGACGGUAUCGAGGAAGGGGCAUUCUCGGAUUUGAAACAGUUGGAACAACUGGACCUGAGGAAGAACCGACUGUCCACGAUCGAGGCUCGAGUGUUCAAUGGGUUGACCAGUUUGAAGAAGUUGGAUUUGUCCGACAAUAAGAUAGGCGUGGUGCAAUCUGAUGCGUUCCAAGGUCUUCCAGCCCUGAAAACGUUGAAUCUCGCGAAUAAUAAUCUGACCGGUGUGGACAGGAAGGACUUUGGAUUGACCAGUUUGACCAUUCUGUACACCUAAGGAUGUAAUAAUAAUCUUUUUUUUUUUGGAAAACGUAUUUGGUGUUUUGUGACGAGAGUUUGUAGAAAUUAGAGCAAUAAAGAGGUGUGAAGUUUGUGUACAA